Messenger RNA from Lepisosteus oculatus (spotted gar), 2983 nucleotides. RefSeq names its product acyl-CoA dehydrogenase long chain (gene acadl). The record is from RefSeq and is a predicted model, not a curated record. NCBI's taxonomy places the organism in Eukaryota, Metazoa, Chordata, Actinopteri, Semionotiformes, Lepisosteidae. Gene Ontology annotation, biological process: long-chain fatty acid catabolic process. Gene Ontology annotation, molecular function: flavin adenine dinucleotide binding; long-chain fatty acyl-CoA dehydrogenase activity.
GCCUAUUUCGUUCUGUUUUUCCUCUGGGCAGCUUCUGCAACUUUGCAUUCUGUAUAUUGUACUGAAGGAAGUUUGUGCGGUUAUUCUUUUGCGCGAAAUUAAACCGAAAUGUAUUUAAAUCCUAUUUUAAGAAAAUGCCUUUCCGGUUUCAAGCCUUUCCAUUACGGAAUACUGAAUAAGAAAGCUGGUUUUGUUGGAAGUCUCAGGCUGCAACACACCCAGUGGGGGCACAGUGAGGCACAGAACUUCCGCCCAGAGACCUCCAGUGCCAAGAGUAUGAUGGACAUCGGCACCCGCCGGAUCUUCUCCGAGGAGCACGACAUUUUCCGACAGAACGUCAGGCGCUUCUUCCAGGUGGAGGUGGCCCCCUACCACGCGGAGUGGGAGAAGGAGGGACAGGUGAGCCGGGAGGUCUGGGAGAAGGCAGGCCAGCAGGGGAUGUUGGCCGUGUGCAUCCCUGCGGAGCACGGUGGCGUCGGAGGGGACCUGCUGUCCGCAGCUGUGAUGUGGGAAGAGCAAAUGUACGUGAACUGCACUGGACCGGGGUUUUCAUUGCACUCAGACAUCAUUAUGCCUUACAUCAGUCACUAUGGCACCAAGAGCCAGAUAGAACGCUACAUCCCUCAGAUGACAGCAGGAAAGUGCAUUGGUGCCAUUGCUAUGACAGAGCCUGGGGCAGGCAGUGAUUUGCAAGGGGUGAAAACCUAUGCCAAGAGGGAUGGAAGUGACUGGAUUUUGAAUGGGAGCAAGAUAUUCAUCAGUAAUGGCUGGAUGUGUGACUUGGUGAUCGUAGUGGCGGUGACGGACCUUAAUUCCCAGAAAGCAGCACAUGGAAUCAGUCUCUUCCUGGUGGAAAAUGGGACGAAGGGCUUCCACAAGGGGCGCAAAUUGAGCAAGAUUGGCCUGAAGGCGCAGGACACGGCCGAGCUGUUUUUUGAGGAUGUGCGUCUCCCUGCUGAGGCGCUACUUGGCGAAGUUAAUAAGGGCUUUUACUACCUGAUGGCUGAGCUGCCACAGGAACGUCUGGUGAUUGCUGACCUGUCUGUCGCCAGCGCCGAGUUCAUGUUUGAAGAGACAAAGAGCUACGUCAAGGAGAGGAAAGCCUUCGGCAAGACUAUCGCGCAUCUGCAGACGGUGCAGCACAAGCUGGCAGAGAUGAAGACGGAGAUCUGUGUGGGCCGGGCCUUUGUGGACAGCUGUUUACAGCUGCACUUGGAGAAAAAGCUGGAUUCGGCGACUGCCUCCAUGGCCAAGUACUGGGCUUCUGACUUGCAGAACCGUGUGGCCACACAGUGUCUGCAGCUCCACGGUGGCAGUGGAUACAUGUGGGAAUAUCCCAUUGCCAAAGCCUUUGCGGACGCACGGAUUCAGACCAUUUAUGGCGGCACUAAUGAGAUCAUGAAGGAGCUGAUUGCACGCAGCAUCGUUGGAGGGCAGUGAAAGGGAAUGUUUGACAUUUCUUUCAGAUGCGUCUUUUUACUGCGCUGCAUAUUCACAUGCCAGCGUCACUGCCCUCUUUUGGUCAGCCUUUGAUACUGCACUGUAGAAAUGAGAAGUGGUGUCUCUGAUGAAAGUAGGGGUUUCUUAGCAAUAUAGUAGAACAAAGGAUUUAUUAACAAAAUGAUGUCUCUAUUAAAAAUACUCAUACUCAGUUUAUUGAAUGUACAUUCUCUUCACAGCUUUCAUGUUUAAUAGCAUUUGGAGUUCUCUUAGAACUACACGCACAAAAGAAAAGUUACAAAUGUGAGGUGGAAUGGGAGGUUUGGUAGUUAGCAGUUAAAUGAUACCAGGACCCCAGUAUGUGUAGCUGUUUACUAAAAGAAUGUAGGGUACUAAUACACCAACAUGGCUGGGUAGCUUGUUCUUGUACCUUUAGAUAUAGAAGUGCCUCUUCUUAUUCCUGGAUUUAAAUGUACUUCCCUGUAGUUUCCACUUGUGCUCCCUUGUUUGUGAUUCACUGUUCAUUCUGAAGAAAUUUGCUGGGCUGACUUUGUCUGUGCCUUUGAGAAUCAUGAAGACUUGUAUCACGUUCCUUCGUACUUUUCACGGUUCAAGACUGAAAAGUUCAGUUUCUUUAGACAGUCUUUAAGUCCCAGAAUGUAUCUGGUUGCUCUUCUCUGGACUGACACAAGAGAAGCAAUAUACAGUAUUUUCCAUAAAGUAGUGACCAAAAUUCUGUGCAAUAUUCUAAAUUCAUACCUGUAUACUAAAUAUUUUAACUAAACUUGAGUUAACGAUCCUAUAAUAUCCUAGUAUUUUGUUAGGAUAAGAAGCAUCUUCUGUCUCAGUGUUUCCCAUUUUGUAUUUAUCUAUCUACUUCCUGUGCAAAACCCUGCACUCGUCUACACUAAAUGUCUUCACCCAGGUGUUUGUCCAGUCCUACAUUCUAAAAUGUCUUAUUUGCUGUUUCUACAGUGCUUGUCUGCUUAAUUUGGUGUCAUCUUCAAACGUAACUAGUUUAUGAACUUUUUAAUUAUGUACAGUAUGUAUUUCAUUAAGUACAUCGCACCAAUCUGAGUAAUCACCCCCUUUUUAUGUAAUAACCAUUUCUUAUUCCAAACACUUGUUUCCCCGAAUGUCUACCACCUGCAGUUUGCAGUAUAGUAAUUUCUCAAAAGCCUACUGAAGCUCUCAUACUCCAUAUCAUAUGCCCUGUGUAUAUCCAUUACUGUUGUUGCUUGUGUAAAGAGUUGGCUAGCCACACAAAUCUUUUUUAAAUCAAUGUUGUCUGUUUCCAUAGGAUAUUAUUUCCUGUUGUACCUGUGUACUAAUUUUAGUAAUUGAUGUGUUGAAUUAAUUGGGUAUCAUUUUUAGCCACUAGGACUAUUAUAGCCUUGUAUACUAUGCUCAAGAGUUUAGUAGUUGUCGCAUCUUUAUUGGAGUUUGAUUUUCAUUAAGCGUUCAGGCGCAUUAUGGCUGCCGUCGCAUCAUCCAGGUGGAUGCUGCACAUUGGUGGUGGUGGAGGGGAGUCCCCAUUACCUGU